Molecule: messenger RNA, 1392 nt
Organism: Cucurbita pepo subsp. pepo (vegetable marrow)
Lineage: Eukaryota; Viridiplantae; Streptophyta; Magnoliopsida; Cucurbitales; Cucurbitaceae
Product: cyanidin 3-O-galactoside 2''-O-xylosyltransferase FGGT1-like
Molecular function (GO): UDP-glucosyltransferase activity
Source: RefSeq, a predicted model, not a curated record
ACAAUGGCUGCAGCUGCUACCACCUCCCUCCAUUUCGCUAUGUACCCUUGGUUUGCCCUUGGCCAUCUCACUCCAUUUCUCCAUCUCUCAAACAAGUUAGCCAAAAAAGGCCACAAAAUAUCCUUCUUCAUCCCCACCAAAACGCUUCCCAAAUUGCAGCCCUUAAAUCAAUUUCCUAAUCUCAUUGCCUUCAUCCCCAUCACUGUUCCUCAUGUUGAAGGCCUUCCCCAUGGCGCCGAGACCACUUCGGAUGUCCCUUACCCUCUCCACACCCUCAUCAUGACUGCCAUGGAUCUCACUCAAUCUCAAAUCAACCUCCUCCUUGAAGACUUAAAGCCUCAUCUCAUCUUCUUUGAUUUCACUCAUUGGUUGCCACAAUUGGCUCGCCAAUUGGGUAUCAAAUCAAUUCAUUAUUGUGUCACAAGUGCCGCCAUGAUUGCUUAUACUCUAGCCCCAUCAAGGCAAUUCUCUAAAAACGAGUUAACCGAGGAAGAUCUCAUGAACCCUCCUCUUGGAUACCCUAGCUCCAACAUUAAGCUCCAUGCUCAUGAGGCUAAAGUUUUUGCAUCAAGAAGGAAGUGGAAAUUUGGAAGUGAUGUUCUUUUCUAUGAUCGUCAAUUCAUUAGUUUUAGUGAAUGUGAUGCAAUAGGGUUUAGAACAUGUCAUGAAAUUGAAGGAGAUUUUGUAAAUUAUCUUCAAAUUGAGUUCAAAAAACCUAUUUUUCUAUCUGGGUCAGUCAUACCUGAGCCAUUAACAACACCUCUAGAGGAGAAAUGGGCAAGCUGGCUCUUAGGGUUUACCAAGGGCUCAGUGAUAUAUUGUGCUUUUGGGAGUGAGUGUACGUUAAAAAUUGAGCAAUUUCAAGAACUUUUGUUGGGGUUUGAGCUUUCAAACAUGCCAUUCCUUGCAGCACUCAAGCCACCGUUCGGGGUGGACUCGAUCGAAGAUGCAUUGCCAAAAGAGUUCGUGGAGAGAAUUGGAGGGCGAGGUGUGGUUCAUGGCGGGUGGGUUCAACAAGAGAGGAUUUUGGAGCAUCCAUCGGUGGGAUGCUUUGUUAGUCAUUGUGGAUCCAAUUCUUUGAAGGAGGCAUUGGUGAAUAAGUGUCAAUUGGUGUUGUUGCCUCAAGUUGGUGAUCAAAUUAUCAAUGCGAGGAUGAUGGGGAACAAUCUUAGAGUUGGAGUGGAAGUGGAGAAAAGGGAAGAGGAUGGAUUGUUUACAAAGGAAAGUGUGUGUAAAGCUGUGAGGAUUGUGAUGGAGGAAGACAAUGAAAUUGGAAAAGAAGUUAGAAAAAAUCAUGAUAAAAUAAGGGAUCUUUUGUUGACAAAAGAUUUGGAACAAUCUUAUAUGGAUAAUUUUAGCAAGAGUCUUUGUGAUUUUGUGGCAAACAAGUAG